Racocetra persica is the source of this 399-nucleotide messenger RNA. The record is from the annotation of a GenBank genome assembly. NCBI's taxonomy places the organism in Eukaryota, Fungi, Glomeromycota, Glomeromycetes, Diversisporales, Gigasporaceae.
AUAUUUCGGAAAGACUUAAAGAAACCAUUGGAUAACGACUCUGAUGAUACCUAUGAUAAUAGCUCUGAUAAUGACUCAGGUGAAAGUGAACUUGACGAAGGUUUUUUUUCUAAACUUUCUUUUGGGUCAUCAAAAAGAUUGAAAUUUUUAAAGGAUGAAGAUGAAGAUUUCAAGGAUGAAAAAGAUCUUAAACCUAAUAAAAUUAAUGCAAUUGGUAACAAAAAGCGUAAGAAAAAACCUAGUAGAGUCAUUCCUUGGACAAAAGCAGAGGAAGGUCAACUUAUGCAAGCAAUAGAAACUCAUGGAACUAAAUGGAGUAUGGUAAGAGAAUCAAUGGGGUGCAAACGCGCCGCCUAUUGCUAUCAAAGUCAUUGGAACGUAAUGAAGAAAAGAUUGUAA